Molecule: messenger RNA, 1650 nt
Organism: Macrosiphum euphorbiae (potato aphid)
Lineage: Eukaryota; Metazoa; Arthropoda; Insecta; Hemiptera; Aphididae
Source: the annotation of a GenBank genome assembly
AUGGGCUCGAUAGCGUCCAAGAGCACCGAAGGCCCCAAUGAUGAUGUCAUCGAACAAAUUGUGUGUAAUGAAAAUGACAUUCCUGAUAAUGGAAUGCAAGAGUUUGAGAUUGGAAACAAUGGAAACAAAGUUUUGGUCGUAAAACAAAACAAUGAAUUUUUUGCUGUCGGAUCGAAAUGUUCACAUUAUGGCGCACCUUUAGUUAAAGGGGCUCUAGGAAAUGGUACAGUAAGAUGUCCUUGGCAUGGUGCUUGUUUCAACUUGAAAAGCGGUGACAUUGAGGAUUUCCCUGGCUUUGAUAAUAUUCCAAGUUUUAAAGUUUCUGUAACCAAUGGUAAUGUAAAAGUAUCAGCCAACAAGUGUGCACUGGAAAACGCUAAAUUUGUGAAGCCAUUAACUAAACGCAAUCCAGAAAACAAGCGUACAUUCAUUGUCAUUGGAAGUGGACCCGCUGGUGCAGAAUGUGUAGAGAAAUUAAGACAAGAAGGAUAUGAUGGUCGAUUGAUAUUGAUCUCAAAAGAUGGUUUUUUACCGUAUGACCGAACGAAACUGAGCAAAGCCUUAGGUUCUGAUGUGAAUGGCAUAUUGUUACGUUCUCUACCCUUUUAUGAAUCUGGAGACAUUGAACUUCUAACUAAGACUAGUGUAGAAUCAAUUGACACAAGUACAAAAGUUUUAUAUUUAUCAAACAAUGAACAAUUAACAUUUGACGCUUUGUUUAUCGCCAGUGGAAUGACACCUCGUUCUACACCUGAAGUUUCCAAGUAUGACAAUGUUUUUACAUUACGCACAAUCGAAGACGCACAUAAAAUCCAUCAAAGUUUAUCAUCUGAUUGCCAUUUAGUCGUUGUUGGAUCAUCAUUUAUUGGUAUGGAAUUAGCUGCAGCAACUUUUUCUAAAGUAAAAUCUGUGCACGUGAUUGGCCGUAGUGAAGUACCUUUCAAAGAAAGUUUAGGAAAAGAAAUAGGCGAACGAGUCCAGGAAUUAUUUGAAUCCAAAGGCGUAGUGUUUCACAUGAAAACAAGUGUUAAAAAUUACAUUGGUUAUAAUAAUCGACUAUCUGAAAUAGAAUUGUCUGAUGGUCAAAAGUUAAAGGCAGAUGUUUGCAUCAUGGCCACUGGGUCAAAAACUAAUGUUGAAUUUUUGGCUGGUUCUAACAUUGCGAUUAACCCGUCCAAUGGUACAAUUGAAGUUGACAAGUAUUUGGAAACCAAUGUGAAAGGAAUCUUUGCUGGUGGAGAUGUUGCCAAUGCUCCUGUUUACCCCUCUAACAUUAAAUCAUCCUUAGGUCAUUGGCAGUUGGCUACUUACCAUGGAAAAAUUGCUGCCUUACAAAUGCUUGGCAAAAAAACUCCUAUUAAGUCUGUUCCCUUUUUCUGGACAGCAUUAUUUGGCACUAGCAUAAGAUUUGCUGGAUUCAACCAUGGUUACACUGAUGUUCUAAUUAAUGGCGAUCUUGAAAACUUCAAAGCUGUUGUAUAUUAUUGCAAAGGAAAUGAAGUAGUGGCAGUAGCAACGGUUGGAAGUGAUCCAAUCGCUGCACAGUUUGCUGAAUUAUUGGGAAGUGGUAGGACAUUGAACAAAGAACAAGCAAUUGACAAUAAAUGGUUGACUGAGGAAGAAGAUACAGUUGUGUGCACCAGGCUAUGA